This is a messenger RNA of Striga asiatica, 3345 nucleotides long. The record is from the annotation of a GenBank genome assembly. Lineage: Eukaryota; Viridiplantae; Streptophyta; Magnoliopsida; Lamiales; Orobanchaceae.
AAUUUAUUUCCCCAAAAAUAAGAAAGGCAUAAAUGAAUGACGACAUCUCUUUUCCUGAGAGAAGUAGUAUUAAUAAAUGACAGGGCCAGAGCGUGGGCCCUACAGGUGGAUCGUGCAACGUGCCGCGAUACCAAACUUGGCUUGGCUCCUUCGAUUUCUCGCGAUACAAUUAUCCCUUUCAUUUCACUCUACAGAUACAGUUCUUCUCCUCCAGGCUCCAACACAGAACCUCUUCGUCUCUUUUGCUUUGUUUUAUGCACUCAAUAAUUAAUUACCCACUUCCUCUCCAUCACUUCCAUUCUCACGACCAUAACCAUGGCGGAUGACGAGCCCGUGCUCUACUUGCAUGGAGAUCUACAACUGCACGUUAUCGAGGCCCGCUCCCUCCCCAACAUGGACAUCAUAUCCGAGCGCCUGCGCCGAUGCUUCACUGGCUGCGGCGCGUGCCAUCCCACCGCCGACGGAGACCGCGAUGCAAGCGGCGGCGGGAGCACCGGCCACAGAAAGCUCCGCCAUCACCGUAAGAUCAUCACCAGCGACCCCUACGUCACUAUCUCCGCCCCCCAGGCCACCCUGGCCCGCACGCGCGUGCUCUCCAACUCCCAGAACCCUAGGUGGGACGAGCAGUUUCAUAUCGCCUUGGCUCAUCCCAUGGCCUUUCUGGAUAUCCGCGUCAAGGAUAAUGAUGUUUUUGGGGCCGACACCGUAGGGAAGGUCUUGAUUUCCGCCGAGAAAAUUGCCUCCGGUCAGGAGAUCUCCGGUUGGUUCCCUAUAAUUUCUUCCACGGGGAAGCCCCCCAAACCGGACACGGCCUUGCACCUUCAGAUGAAAUUUAUUCCCUGCGACAAGAACCCACUGUACAGCCAUGGCAUUGCGGGCGACCAAUUGCAUAGAGGGGUAGGGCACACUUAUUUUCCCCUUAGGAAAGGGAGCUCCGUGACACUGUACCAGGACGCACAUAUCAGGAAUGAGGACAAAUUGCCCCGAAUUGAGUUAGAUAAUGGGCUAGUUCGCGAGCAUGCUCGGUGUUGGGAGGACAUUUGCCACGCCAUAGCUGAGGCACAUCAUUUGGUAUACAUUGUGGGCUGGUCCGUGUUUCAUAAGAUUAAGCUGAUUAGGGAACCCACGAGGCCUCUGCCUCGAGGAGGGGACCUGACUCUUGGAGAAUUACUCAAGUAUAAGUCUCAGGAAGGGGUUCGAGUUCUGCUCUUGGUUUGGGAUGAUAAAACUUCGCACGAUAAGUUCUUCCUUAACACAUUCCAUGGUCCUGCUAGGAUUGCACAUGAAAAGAAUUAUUGCGACGGAAUAUAUGACUUCUCAACACUGGGUGGAGUGAUGAAAACACACGAUGAAGAGACCAAAAAGUUUUUUCGGCAUUCAUCUGUUAUAUGCGUUCUUUCACCACGUUAUGCGAGCAAUAAACUUAGCUAUAUGAAACAGCAGGUUGUUGGAAAUCUUUUUACGCACCAUCAGAAGUGUGUUCUUGUGGACACACAAGCAUAUGGCAAUAACCGAAAGAUUACUGCUUUUUUAGGUGGUCUCGAUCUGUGUGAUGGUCGUUAUGAUACACCUGAACAUCGACUAUUCCAUGAUCUUGAAACUGUUUUCAAGGACGAUUUUCAUCAGCCAACAUUUCCAGAAGGAACAAAAGCACCAAGGCAGCCAUGGCACGAUUUGCACUGCCGAAUUGAUGGGCCUGCUGCAUAUGAUGUUCUUAUAAACUUUGCUCAACGUUGGCGGAAAACAACCAAGUGGAGAGAAUUUAGUUUACUUAAGAAAAAGAUGUCCCAUUGGCAUGAUGAUUCCAUGAUAAAAAUUGAGCGUAUUUCAUGGAUACUGAGUCCUGCCCUCUCUCUUUCUAAGGAUGGAACUUAUAGACCUUGCCUGGAGGAUGAUCCUAAACUACAUAUAGUCAGAGAGGAUGACCCAGAGAACUGGCAUGUGCAGAUCUUCCGGUCCAUUGAUUCAGGUUCAGUCAGAGGCUUCCCAAAAUUCUAUGAUGAAGCUCAAGCUCAGAACCUUGUCUGUUCCAAAGACCUGGUGAUAGAUAGGAGCAUUCAAACAGCAUAUAUUAAGGCAAUAAGAUCUGCCCAGCAUUUUAUCUACAUUGAAAAUCAAUACUUUCUUGGCUCUUCAUAUGCUUGGCCAGCAUACAAAGAUGCAGGAGCUGAUCAUCUGAUUCCAAUGGAGUUGGCAAUGAAAAUUGCAAGUAAAAUAAGAGCUAAAGAGAGAUUUUCUGUGUAUGUCGUUAUACCAAUGUGGCCUGAGGGUAAUCCGAAAGAUAAUGUUAUGCAAGAAAUUCUUUUUUGGCAGAGCCAAACAAUUCAGAUGAUGUAUCAAAUAAUCGCUAAGGAGAUAAAACACAUGCAACUUCUGGAUGCACAUCCACUAGACUAUUUGAAUUUCUUUUGUCUUGGCAACCGGGAGCCGAUCACAGGUACUGCUGCUGAGUCUGCGAAUGGCGAUAAGGUUUCGAAUUCACAGAAGUUUCAGCGUUUCAUGAUAUAUGUGCAUGCCAAAGGAAUGAUAGUGGAUGAUGAGUACGUAAUAAUAGGGUCAGCAAAUAUAAAUCAAAGGUCAAUGGCCGGCACGAAAGACACGGAGAUAGCCAUGGGAGCAUAUCAGCCCCAUCAUACUUGGCAAAAGAAGCAGCAACGUCCACGUGGCCAGGUUUAUGGAUAUAGAAUGUCCCUCUGGGCCGAACACCUUGGAACUGUCGAGAAAUGUUUCAAUGAACCAGAGACACUCGAUUGUGUGAGGAGAGUGAAUGAAGUUGGUGAAGAAAACUGGAAAAGGUAUGCUAGCGAUGAUUUGACGCUAUUGCAAGGCCAUAUUCUCAAGUAUCCUAUGGCAGUCGAUGUCGAAGGGAACGUGAGUUCCUUGCCAGGACAUGAGAACUUUCCGGAUUUGGGGGGCAGAGUUCUCGGGACUCAUUCAACUACUAUACCUGAUGUCUUGACCACAUGACAUUUGACCCCACCAUGAUUGUAGUUUCAUUUUUUUUUUUCUUUUUUUCUUUUCCCCCCAUCAUUUCUCUCUUGAUCUCUCUUAAAUAAGAGUUUGAAUGUUGUAUUUUGCACUCCUGUUGAUUCACUGUGUACAAGUUGUGCUUGAUGUAUGAACGUAGGGGACUAGUGAAAGAAAGUGGCGUGAAUGAAGUCUGGGAUUGUUGUCAUUUUGUGAUGCACCAUGUUGAGCUCCGAACAAGAUUGCAUGUCAUUUGUAUAAUAUCCCUUGUGUGAAUAUCCUAUGGAGAAUUUCAUCAUUGCCUUUGUGUAAUUUAUAUAUUUUAUUUUAUAUAAAGAUCAGAGCAUCACGUAUGCAAUUAUCCAUAUGCAUUCAAAU